Messenger RNA from Morone saxatilis (striped sea-bass), 1067 nucleotides. It is a transcript of the gene ncbp2as2, whose product is annotated as protein NCBP2AS2. Bases 140 to 445 code for a protein of 101 amino acids. Lineage: Eukaryota; Metazoa; Chordata; Actinopteri; Moronidae. The transcript is spliced from 2 exons. The record is from RefSeq and is a predicted model, not a curated record.
UGUCGAAUCAGAAACCAACUUCAGCCUCGUUAUAUCACCCACUGCAACCUAGCGGUCACCUCGUUCAGCCGAAGGCGGAAACACACCAAGAGUUUAACGAGGGCUGCCUGAGCUAAGCUAAGCCACCGUCCGGUUCAGGAUGCUCUCUCGGUUGUUAUUCAGCCUCAUCAACAACCUCCAUGUCGUGGAGAAGUUGGCAGAAUCUCGUCCGAUUCGCAGGGCGGCCCAGAUCACCGCCUACACCAUUACCAAGGCUCAGAUAGCCGGCCGGGACGCCUCGGAGCGGGUCCUGCGCUCCCAGACGCUGCGGCAGGUCCGGGAGGAGGCCGGCAGAGUCCCCGGGGACCUGGGGGAGAUGGGCGGCCGCCUCCGGAGAGUCCGAGAGACAUUUGUGAAUGAAGUGAAGGAGGGAUGGAAGGACGGCUCCAGGAAGAUCAAGAAAUAAAGAGAGACUGGCUGGAGGACACUACAAAGAGACCAGAUCCAACUUCUGUGGCUGGUUGUUGAGAAACUUCAGGGAUUACUUAGUGAUGGACAGUCUGCCUCAGCUGUGUCGGUGGUCUGCACCAUCAGACAGCUGGACACCGAUCACCGAUCACAUGGUGGUUAAUCAUAUAAAAUAUACAUAUAUAUACACAUUCACUGUACUGUCACGUUUCUGAGAACACACACAAGUAUUCAACCCUUCAGAAAAGUCUGCAGAAAGGUGGAAACAUUUUUCAGUGGAUUUUUUGUUCUAGUGAUUUAAAUUAAAAACCUUUUAAAAAAUAGACUACUGGAGCUGCCUUUUCAUUGUUCGCCUCUUCACAUUAAUCUAUGAUACAGAACAAUACACAGGUGGUUCAACUAAUGAUGACCUGGUAAAUGUUGUUUGUUUGUUGUUUCCCAUUUUACUCCAUCGAUGUGCAAUCGUGCACUUAUGACACCAAUUCAUGCCAAAAAGCUACUGUAGAUCUGUACACAAAAGUUGUCUAAAUACUUGUAUUAGUCUACAGUGUAAAUAUAUAUAAAGGGAGAUGUUGGGUGUAUUCUGAUUGUAUAAAUAAAGAUUAUAAUUUAUAACUGCC